AAAAUAAAACGUGGCUUUCAUGUUCCGUUGUUCUUGAUGUGCGACCCUUGGCCCUCUUCAAAGGCUUAUUCCUGUUUCGACCCUCAAACGGCCGUUACUUUCCAACUGUCCUAACGUGACCCAUUUGAUAGAGGGACUUUGAGAAUUUAAGAGCUCAAUCAAAGAUUGAAGGGUUCAGAAAUGAGUCAAAUGUCAUCUGGAAUUGUUUGUGGUGGCAACAUGGGCACCACCUAUAUGCUCCCAUUAUCAUUGCCAACAUCAUCUUCAUUUGCUUCCUUGUGUUUUAACAAACGCAAGGAGCUGGUGUUGGAUUAUUGGGCACAUAGUAAUAGUAAUCAUAAAUAUGUACUUAAAGGAAGGAGAAGAGGAAAUUGGAUUGUGGCAUCAAGCAACGUUGCUUCACCAUCCAUAUGGGAUGAUUGGAAACCUCUCAAAGCCCCUUCUACUCCUUCCCUCAGUGACAUUCUUUGGCCCUCAGCUGGGGCAUUUGCGGCAAUGGCAAUAUUGGGAAAGGUGGAUCAGUUAGUAGCACCAAAGGGACUCUCAAUUGCAUUUGCUCCUAUGGGAGCUGUUUCUACUGUUCUCUUUGCCACACCCACUGCCCCUUCUGCCCGGAAGUACAAUAUGUUCAUGGCACAAGUAGGUUGUGCAGCAAUUGGUGUUUUGGCAUUGACAAUUUUCGGACCUGGAUGGCUGGCCAGGAGUGCAAGCAUCGCGGCUUCAGUUGCUUACAUGAUUUGCACCAGCUCCCUUCAUCCCCCAGCCGCUAGCUUGCCAUUGCUUUUCAUUGAUGGUGCUAAGUUCCACCACUUGAAUUUCUGGUAUGCUUUGUUUCCGGGGGCAGCAUCAUGCAUUCUGCUUAGUUUGGUGCAAGAGGUGGUUGUAUACUUGAAGCACAACUUCAAAUUUUGACCACGGCACUGCACAUUGAUACAUAUCUUCUGCUAUCUCUGCGAAUUUAAUUUGCUGAAGGGCCAAGAAGAGCAUUCUUUGAUCAGAAUCAUAAUUGUAAGUAGAGAGCACCCCCAACCAAAAAUAAAUUUGUCCUGGAUUUUACAUCAUGAAGCAAGGCCAAAAAUGGAAAUUAAAUGGAUUUUCAUAGUUGCAGCAUAUAUAGUAUUGGUCUUGCAAUGAUUUGACAAUAAUGAUUUGUAAACAUUGUACAUCAAUUUGUGCCUCCUAUUUAGGCACAGUUGACAGUCCAAAGCCAUUUUUAUACAUGUAACUAUGUAAGCGAUCUAAGUCAUCAAAGGCGGGAGCAAAAGUGGAGUAAAAUAGUGACAAAUAAGAAAAUAACAGAUAUCACAUUAUCUAAAAGCAUCACCUGUUGCAUCAGUAACGUUAAUGCCUGCUGAA
Molecule: messenger RNA, 1356 nt
Organism: Cajanus cajan (pigeon pea)
Lineage: Eukaryota; Viridiplantae; Streptophyta; Magnoliopsida; Fabales; Fabaceae
Product: Integral membrane HPP family protein
Source: RefSeq, a predicted model, not a curated record